Messenger RNA from Oryzias melastigma (Indian medaka), 1424 nucleotides. It is a transcript of the gene drc5, whose product is annotated as t-complex-associated-testis-expressed 1. Bases 96 to 1379 code for a protein of 427 amino acids. The record is from RefSeq and is a predicted model, not a curated record. NCBI's taxonomy places the organism in Eukaryota, Metazoa, Chordata, Actinopteri, Beloniformes, Adrianichthyidae. Gene Ontology annotation, molecular function: protein binding. Gene Ontology annotation, cellular component: sperm flagellum. Gene Ontology annotation, biological process: flagellated sperm motility. The transcript has 5 exons.
CACGGAAGAUUCGAUUUCCAUGGCAACAACCGGAAGUUUCCAUUACAGGAUCCGGGGGGUUUUGUUUACCUUCGUAAAACUAUAAAAAAUAAAACAUGAGGAGGAUCAUUGCUGAAGAUCCAGACUGGUCCAUCACCACCGUGCCCAACUUAUCCAUCAUCUGCCUGCAAAUCAUUGUGAAUAACUUUGAAAGAAACCCGAUAUUUGAGACGCUCACAGCAGCCCAGAAGGAGUUCCUGCAGGAGAGACUGUCCCCCUCCCUUCCUCUGCAUGUGACCGCCGGCGUGCUCCCUGAGGGCCCCUACUGGAGGCGCUGUAGCCAGCAGAAGUUUGCCUUCUGUGACGUCUCCGUUUAUGGCCACAGCUGGAAACGAAUGUUCUUGGAGAGGCACUUGGAGAACCUCAUAGAGCUUUUCAUCCCAAAUGCGUCCGACCCGCAGGCUGUUCUCGACGUGGCGUCAGUUUGCGACAAAUACGUCAAGCGUCUGAACGUCUCGCAGCUUCUGGUUCCUGUCGUGAAACCUCAGAGGAAGAGCGAGGAGAAGGAUCACAACUUUAUUUUAAAGAGGGACAUGUUUUUCAUGGACCACUUUGACUUUAACAUCCUUCUUCAGAGGCUGACAAACCUGGAGGAGCUCCACCUGACGUAUAGAAUCAAGCAGUGUGGCAUGAACUUUAUGUGGAAUAUGUUUGAGAUGACGAACAGAGACUGUGAAUCCCUCGCCAAGGCUCUCCAGUCCUGUAAGACCCUGAAGCUUUUUAGGCUCCAUCAAAGCCAUGUGGACGACAGAAAGUGUCAGCUCCUGGUGAAACACCUCGUGGACCACCCCUCCCUGACAGAACUCGACUUUUCUCACAACAGGAUUGGAGACGGUGGAGCCAGAGCCAUCGGGCAGCUGCUCGCCAGGAGCAAACUGCAGACUCUCAACUUGAGCAACAACCUUAUUAGCUGCCAGGGGGCCAAAUCCAUAGCUCUGGCCUUAUCUAAGAUCUGCACUCUCGAGUCCCUUAAUCUGCUUCUCAACAUGAUAAAGGAUGACGGAGGUCAGGCCAUUGCCAAAGCCUUGCUGAACAACACAACUCUGCGCAACCUCAACCUGGGAGGCAAUGAUCUGACUUCAGUCACCGCUGAGGCUGUGUCUGAAAUGCUCACAGAAAACAAAACUCUGCAAAGCCUUAAUCUGUCCUGCAACCAGCUCUGCGGCAUUGGAGGUGAGGCUUUGGUGGCGGCGUUGUCGCAGAACUCCACAAUAAAAGAAUGUGACGUCCACCUGAGCCAAGUUGGUGAUCAGAGAUCUCUCCUCAUCAAUAAACUGCUGUGGGCCAGACAGAGUUCGCCGUUAAAAACACAACUCAGCCGAAGCAAAUGGGACACCUAAAAAACGAAUUAUCCUGAAGAAUAAAAUUCAACCCCAAGAUCUAAA